GGUAUUUUUUCUUACCUACCACAACAAUCAGCUGUUUACUUUAAGUAACUGCGGGCACACUUUGUGCAUUCUCUUGCGCUCGAUCGUAAACAAACAAUUUAAUUGCAGAAUAACAAUGAAUUUAAAAUUGAGAACUACAAAUUUCAUUCAAAUACAAAGUGCAAUUGUAUCAUCUUAUCUACCAACUGCAAAACCAAACAGAGCCAACGUGCCAAGCUACAGCCCGGAGGGCAAACAAUUGGAGCACCAGCAACAACAAGUAUUGUAUAUAAAACCACAGAAACUCAACCGCAACAAGCCACAAUCGGCAAAAUCAUCAACACUGGCGACGCCCUGUGGACAGACAAGAACGAACGAGUGCAGAGGCGUCUGGGGUUCCGUGUCCGUGUCCGUGUCAGUUGCAUUUUGACAACGAACCAGCGAACCACAAACACCACCCGCGCAAAAGUCAUGACAACGGCAGCAGCGUCGUCUGCUGCUGCUGCUGCGCCGCCGGCAGCGAUGGCUAAGACUCUAAACGCGCUGCUGCACAUGCCUGCACAGAUGGAGCUGAGCCAAAUUGAGUUGAUCUAUCGGGCGGAGGGUAAUGCAAAUUUGGUGCUGGCAUUGCCGCAAUUUAAAAAAGUUUUACGUUUGCCAAAAAUGAUAUCCAGCAGACAGGCGCAGCAGCGUCAGUGCCCGCAAACUCAGCCCAUACUGUGGCCGGAAGCUCAGCCCAGCGUUUCCGACCCAACCAAGACCAAAGGAGCAGCAGCGGCAAGCGCAAAAGCUGGCGACUUGACAAUGCCGGAUUUUAUGGCUUAUAUCGAGAUAAUGCGUCGUCUAUUAGGAAAUGAGUUUGUCUGCACAGCGGAUAUUGUUGCCAUACCAAAGGAAAGCGAUAGAUUCUGGAUAAACGAGCAUAUACGCGCCCACAGGCCGAUUGAACGUCUGGAUAAAGAAUUUGUGGAGCCAUUCGGUCUGCUGCUGCCAGAUGUGACCCAAUUGCCUGCCACGCUGGAUGCUUUGCUAGCCAAUUUACAGGCAAAGGACAUGCACACGUUGGAGGACGGCAUAAGCCGUCUGGGCGAUACAUAUGCCAUUGAAAUAAAACCGAAACAGGGCUGGCUGCAGUUGCCAAGUGAUGUCAGCGAUUUAUUUGAUUUAAUGCCGAGCGUAGGAGCGGCGACAAUGGAGUUACCCAAAGUUCAAGCCAAGUGCAGCAGUUGUCGUUGUCGUUACUGCAGCAUGCAACUGCUGAAGUUGCAGUCUGGGAAAAUCAAACGAUUGGGCGACUAUUGUCCGCUGGCGCUGUUUUCCGGCACACCCAGUCGUAUGCUUGAUGCCUUGCAUGCACUUUUCGCCUGCCCGCAAAAUAAUUUACGUGUAUUUCAGUGCGGCAAUUUAAUUUACGGCGAUCACGCGAAUUCGAUUUCCUAUGAAGAGCUCCAAUCGCGCAUUUUUCCUGGUGAAAUUAUGGCGCUUAUAAAACAUUUGCUGGUCGCCUGCCUGCUCAGGGAAUACAACAGCAGCGAGCAGACAAAGGCAGCAGCCGAUACAGCUAAUGUUGAUGCUGCUGCUGCUGCUGGAGCUGGAGCUGGAAUAGUUGAGUUUGUCAAAGCUGUUGCUGGUCAGCCGCAGCAGCAGCAGCAGCAGCACACAGAGCAAGCAACCCAAAGGUACACAAAACGUAGCAGAAUAGAAAAAAAGGCAACAACAGAAACAGAAACAGGAGAAGCAGCAACAGCAACAGCAACGUGCUGGGAAAGCACAAUAACAAUUGCGCCAAGCUGCUUGUCAACGACUGCGACAACAACAACAGUAACAGCAACAGUAACUCAAACGGAAACACUGCUGGCUACAACUUCAGCUUGCACUUUGACUGCUUUUUCACAAGCAUAUAGCAAAGCAGCUGAAGCGCAAAUCAACAAAGCGGAAAUAUUUCACUUACCAAAAAAUUGUGUGCUGCAAAAAAUUUUGCAUUUGCAAUUGCUGGUAAAGCGGCAUUUUCAUUACAUGUGGCAGUCGGGUUACGCUGAACAUGCCACGCCCAGCUAUCAAGCGUUGCACAAGCUGCUUAGCCAAACGCCGCCGCCGCCAGCAGCAACAUCAACGAUGCUGACACCAGAGCAGGCUUACAUGUUGGGCGCCACUGCGCUGGACUGCUCCAUAAUGCUGACAUUUCAGGAAAUACGCUGCGCUACCAAAUACAACAGCGCUUUGCAGCCUUGGCUAGUCUCGUUGCAGGGACGUCAGUUUCUCACCAAUGUAUGUGUGCUGGAUUUGGAUCCCAAGCCCGAUAGUCACUUUUAUAAAUUCAUAAAGCAAACGCGUGAUAUUGAAAACUGCUGCCGAGCAUUAAAUUAAUUAAUAAAGUUCAGUA
Drosophila busckii is the source of this 2362-nucleotide messenger RNA. It is a transcript of the gene Ipk1, whose product is annotated as inositol-pentakisphosphate 2-kinase. The record is from RefSeq and is a predicted model, not a curated record. Gene Ontology annotation, cellular component: nucleus. Gene Ontology annotation, biological process: inositol phosphate biosynthetic process. Bases 451 to 2346 code for a protein of 631 amino acids. NCBI's taxonomy places the organism in Eukaryota, Metazoa, Arthropoda, Insecta, Diptera, Drosophilidae. The transcript has 9 exons. Gene Ontology annotation, molecular function: ATP binding; inositol-1,3,4,5,6-pentakisphosphate 2-kinase activity.